Molecule: messenger RNA, 1410 nt
Organism: Biomphalaria glabrata
Lineage: Eukaryota; Metazoa; Mollusca; Gastropoda; Planorbidae
Exons: 2
Coding region: 195-1310 (371 amino acids)
Source: RefSeq, a predicted model, not a curated record
CGGGUGGUUUCGGUCCAGUGUUCGGGUCUAUUCAAUGGAGUCCUUGUAUUGUCCAAUGGAAUGCGGCUCUUCCCUAUAAAAUCUGAGCUACCACGGUCUGGGCUUCAUAUCGUUUCCCACACUCUACGCCUUAACGUCGGCUACUCUCAGAAUCCAUUUUGUUUGACUACUGUACACUCAAUAACGUGUAUAGCAUGGAUACUAUUUUCGCCUGCUCUGCACGAAGACGGUCAUCAGUUUAUCCUACAAGUGCCGACACAUCAAGUUGUGCAAUGUGUUUAGAAUGCAACUCUUGCCACCUGGAAAUACCAGAGCAACAGAUGUCUACACGCGUGAAACGUGUUCAUGUCACCACUGACUCUCUGCAACGCCAAAGCGGACUCAUGGAUUUUUUACAUCUGAGCAGAACCUCCUCACUGAGAGACGGCUGCAGUUUGUUUAUUUCACCUAUGCUGAUCAGCCUUCUUAUCUUAUCCAUCGUACCAGCGUCCACUUUGGCUUUUAACGCUGACAGAACCACACAGAGUAACCAGGAGUCGUCCACCGCUCAUACCGGUAGGAUAAGCUGCCCACGCCACUUUGGACACAGGGUGCAGUCUUGUGUUGCCCCAUUCACUUCAUUGCUUGACCUAUACAAUGCUAACGUUGAUCACAUGAGCCAAGCGGUCACUAUUGCAAAGCACAUCUGCAUUGAAUAUCAAAUGGUUCUUUUGUGUCUCCAUUCCGCCUUGUCCGAUUGCCCUACCUUGAAGAAUCUGAAACGAGUCCAAGAUACCCUAGAUUCACAGUGGGUCACCCGGAUUAACGGCCUGUGUUCCAUCCAGUCAAAAAGCUCCUCCGAGACCAAGGCUGUCGAUAACAAGGACCUUAGAAACUAUAUCUCCAACAAGAAUGCAGAGAACCACAUGGACUCGCACCAGAUUGCACGCGAGAUCCUAAAAGCUUCCAUGAAAACCAGGGCUGAGCUCGAGCAGGAGAUUAUUUCCGGUCACACAGAGGAAUCCCAUGCUUCCUCUGUGCCAGACAGGAAACAGCUCUUCCCAGAAGCCACCCAGAAAGAUCUGGAUUUUCUAAGCCAGAUAAACCACCAAGUACCAGCAGCAGCAGGUAGCAAUGCUAAGCUGGAGCUGAACAUUGUUAACUUCAUACAGAACUACAACUACGCCGCUGCCCCCCAACGCAGUGAAAACGCCAGACACAGCAGCAUUAGGCUCAUCCACGUCGACUACAACAGCAGCUCCUUGACUUCAAGAAAUGUCUAUCUCAUCGUUCUCUGUUGCACCAUUCUCCUUGUGUGGCUGUCGCAAUAGACAAUAAACUACGGCAUUAACAGCGUGCAAUCUCCUUGUAGAACAAAAAAAAACUCAUUUUGUUUGUGUGAUAUUUUGUACAUAGAUCUUCAAAACUAUA